UUGCUCUGCGUACUGCGUUCGCCGAGGGGGAGGGCGGAGCUGCCGGCGGCCCGGGCGGGCUGGCAGCUAGAGUGGGUGCGAGAGCCGCCUCCGCCUCUGCCGCCUCCGCCGUCGCCUCCUCCGCCCGGGCCGUUCGCUGCUGCGUGGGUAGAGCGAGGCGGGGCCGCCGGGGCCGCCAUGGAGCCCGACUCGGUGAUUGAGGACAAGACCAUCGAGCUUAUGUGUUCUGUGCCAAGGUCUUUGUGGCUAGGCUGCGCCAACCUGGUAGAGAGCAUGUGCGCACUGAGUUGCCUGCAGAGCAUGCCCAGUGUCAGAUGUCUCCAGAUAAGUAAUGGAACAUCAUCUGUGAUUGUCUCCAGAAAGAGGCCAUCAGAAGGAAACUAUCAAAAAGAAAAGGACUUGUGUAUUAAAUAUUUUGACCAGUGGUCUGAAUCAGAUCAAGUGGAAUUUGUGGAGCAUCUUAUUUCACGAAUGUGUCAUUACCAGCAUGGACAUAUUAACUCUUACCUGAAGCCCAUGUUGCAGCGAGAUUUUAUCACCGCGUUACCAGAGCAAGGCUUAGAUCACAUAGCAGAAAACAUUCUUUCCUACCUGGAUGCCAGAUCUCUGUGUGCAGCAGAGCUGGUAUGUAAAGAAUGGCAGCGAGUGAUCUCAGAAGGAAUGCUUUGGAAGAAGCUGAUUGAACGAAUGGUACGCACUGAUCCUCUAUGGAAAGGCCUUUCAGAAAGAAGAGGGUGGGACCAGUACCUGUUUAAAAACAGACCCACAGAUGGCCCUCCCAAUUCAUUUUAUAGAUCAUUAUACCCAAAGAUUAUUCAGGAUAUAGAGACUAUAGAAUCUAACUGGCGGUGUGGACGACACAACUUGCAGAGGAUUCAGUGCCGCUCUGAAAAUAGUAAAGGUGUCUACUGUUUACAAUAUGAUGAUGAAAAAAUUAUCAGUGGCUUACGAGAUAAUUCUAUUAAGAUCUGGGAUAAAACGAGCCUGGAGUGUUUGAAAGUGUUAACAGGGCACACAGGCUCUGUCCUCUGUCUGCAGUAUGAUGAACGUGUCAUUGUAACUGGCUCUUCAGACUCUACGGUGAGAGUCUGGGAUGUGAACACCGGUGAAGUUCUUAAUACAUUGAUCCAUCACAAUGAGGCUGUGCUGCACUUACGCUUCAGCAAUGGACUGAUGGUGACUUGUUCCAAGGACCGCUCCAUUGCCGUGUGGGAUAUGGCUUCUGCCACUGAUAUCACUCUACGCCGAGUCCUGGUUGGCCACCGUGCUGCUGUCAAUGUAGUAGACUUUGAUGACAAGUACAUUGUGUCCGCCUCUGGUGACAGGACCAUCAAAGUCUGGAGCACGAGCACCUGUGAAUUUGUGCGUACUCUCAAUGGGCAUAAGCGAGGCAUUGCCUGUCUCCAGUACAGGGACCGUCUGGUGGUCAGCGGAUCAUCAGAUAAUACCAUCAGGCUUUGGGAUAUCGAAUGUGGUGCCUGCUUAAGAGUCCUAGAGGGACAUGAAGAAUUGGUCCGAUGCAUCCGAUUUGAUAACAAGAGAAUUGUCAGUGGUGCCUAUGAUGGGAAAAUCAAAGUUUGGGACUUGCAAGCCGCUCUGGACCCUCGAGCCCCGGCAAGCACACUGUGUUUGCGCACGUUGGUGGAACAUUCUGGUCGUGUGUUUCGGCUACAGUUCGAUGAGUUUCAGAUCAUCAGCAGUUCCCAUGAUGACACUAUUUUGAUUUGGGAUUUCUUAAAUGUGCCUCCCAGUGCCCAGAAUGAGACACGUUCUCCCUCCCGAACAUACACUUACAUCUCCAGAUAACAGUCUGCACUUUCACCCUUUCCAGGGUUUCCUAGUCUUGAACUACUGGCUACAUGGCUACCAAAUGCCUAAGGGAGUUCGUUCACAGCUGAGUUAUGAAGCUGGAAUUGGUUCUAGACGCUGGGUAGAUGCAAAGCAGCCUCACUCUUCAAGUACCGACAUUUCUCACCUCUGAUCCCGGCUCUACUUUGAGAAGGAUACUUUAGCUUCACCGACUUCCAGUAGAACAGAAGCCCACUUCCUACCCCCAUCAGUGAAAAAAAUCUAAUGCUUCAAAUGUAAAUUGUUCAUAUAAAGGAACAUAACAGUCUGUUUUACAGAAGUAACUCAACCGUCAAGAGAAGACUUGGCCUCUAAUUUAUAAUGCUUUGCACUUUGGUUUGAUACUAAGAAGCAGCAUUCUUCUUCAGUGAAAUUUUGGGUGCCAAACACCUACCCAGAAUGUCCAGGGCUUUCCUUUCAGAAGUUAGCAUUCUCCUUUUGACUGUCCAAGUCAUUAUGAAUUUUGACUUGUAUUAGGGAUACAUAUGGUGGACAAUGGAAAACUCUCUCUGGAUUGUUUUAGUAAUAUUUUUUGGAUUAUACUUUCUUUCUGUACCAGUUUCUUUUAAUUUAAAGAACUAUAAGCCAGCUAUGUUAUCUCUCCAUAGGUAAGAUAGCUCUUUUCUUUUAUUAACUGUUCUCUGCUCCCAACCAUCUCCUGAUAUUUGGUAGAGUAACACCUUUAUCCAUGUGCUUGCCUCCUAAUUUAAAAUACUGUAUCCGCAUGUAGAUAUAAUGUACAUAACAGUUUAACCUCAAGGUUGCUGGAGUCAGGCCCCCUGUGCCUGAGACACUAAUGCAGAGUGUGUUCGCACUUAGCCAUGGGCUGGGCUCGAGAACCUGAUACCAGGGUUGAUGUGGAUGACCUAGAACCCUUCCUGCAGUAUUCAUAUGGUGUUUUUAUUUUGUUACUGUGUGUGUGUGUGUGUGUGUGUGUGUGGUGUGUUUUUAAUGGGAAUCUUGUUUUAAAAUCUAACUUCUAAAGUUUUAUCACAGAAAUGUUUUACUUGUUGUGUAAGAUAUGCAAUAGAGAGAUACCUUAAAUUUUUUUGUUAUUGUUUUCCUCAUAAGUACUUCUGAGUACUAGUGGUCACUUCCCGUAGUGUUCAUUCGGCUUCUUUGUCAAAAGCCAUCAUUCUGUGCAGGCGUAACCCUGAGAAGGGAAGAACAAGAAGGCCCCAUAGAUAGGGCCUCCUGCUCUGCUACAGGGCCAACUGGUGUGCUGGAGCCUGUAGAGCAGGUCAGGCUGCUACAGAGCUCCAUGUGGAGGGCAGGGUGCUCCCAAGUAGGGUGAAGCCUCAGGCCCAGGAGGCCCAUGCUCGCCAGCUCUGCUGUCACCUGUUGCUGUGGCCCCUGCAGGCUCUCAAAGCUCUCAAGUGCUCUGCAGCCCGAGCCUAGAAUGGCACUGUUGUUUCAAUCAUGCAUGGAAAGGAUGUUGCCAUUCGGUCAACAUUCCUUUUUUCUCCUUCAAUAUUAGGUUUUGAUUUGCCCUUGCCAUUGUUUCCAAAGAUCAAGGAAUGUCAAUCCCAUUUUAAAGGACCAAGAAGUCACCUCCUAUGAAUGCAGCCUCUUCCAGAAGAAGCACACUCUCCUCCUAGGAAAGACCCCUGGGCUCUGUUUGUCCUUUGCAUUGAGAAGGGUGUGGGGAUCAAUGUGUGUGUAUGUGGUUUGUUUGUUGAGUUGGCUUUGCUUUUUAAUUUUUCUUUUGCCUUUUUAAUUUUUCUUAAAU
This is a messenger RNA of Chinchilla lanigera (long-tailed chinchilla), 3577 nucleotides long. RefSeq names its product F-box and WD repeat domain containing 11 (gene Fbxw11). The transcript has 13 exons. Gene Ontology annotation, molecular function: protein dimerization activity. NCBI's taxonomy places the organism in Eukaryota, Metazoa, Chordata, Mammalia, Rodentia, Chinchillidae. Bases 178 to 1806 code for a protein of 542 amino acids. The record is from RefSeq and is a predicted model, not a curated record.